AUGUCUGGCAAGCGUCUUUUUGCUCUUUGUAGAGGUAGUGUAAGUGUGCGUGGCCGUGGUAAAGAUGAUGGUAAGGGUGGUGUAAAGAUUAGAAGUUGUAGUGAUUAUGAUGUUAGAGGUGAUGUGAGGGUUAGUGGUCGUAGUGAUGAUGAUGGUAGAGGUGGUGUGAGGGUUGGUGGUCAUAGUGGUGGUGAUGGUAGAGGUGGUGUUAGGGUUGGUGGUCGUAGUAAAGAUAAUGGUAGAGGUGGUGUGAGGGUUGGUGGUCAUAGUGAUGAUGAUGGUGGAGGUGGUGUGAGGGUUGGUGGUCGUAGUGAUGAUGAUGGUAGAGGUGGUGUGAGGGUUGGUGGUCAUAGUGAUGAUGAUGGUAGAGGUGGUGUGAGGGUUUGUGGUCAUAGUGAUGAUGAUGGUAGAGGUGGUGUGAGGGUUGGUGGUCAUAGUGAUGAAGAUGGUAGAGGUGGUGUUAGGGUUGGUGGUCGUAGUAAAGAUGAUGGUAGAGGUGGUGUGAGGGUUGGUGGUCAUAGUGAUGAUGAUGGUAGAGGUGGUGUGAGGGUUGGUGGUCAUAGUGAUGAUGAUGGUAGAGGUGGUGUGAGGGUUGGUGGUCAUAGUAAAGAUGAUGGUAGAGGUGGUGUGAGGGUUGGUGGUUGUAGUGAUGAUGAUGGUAGAGGUGGUGUGAGGGUUGGUGGUCGUAGUAAAGAUGAUGGUAGAGGUGGUGUUAGGGUUGGUGGUCAUAGUGAUGAUGAUGGUAGAGGUGGUGUGAGGGUUGGUGGUCAUAGUGAUGAUGAUGGUAGAGGUGGUGUGAGGGUUGGUGGUCAUAGUGAUGAUGAUGGUAGAGGUGGUGUGAGGGUUUGUGGUCAUAGUGAUGAUGAUGGUAGAGGUGGUGUGAGGGUUGGUGGUCAUAGUGAUGAAGAUGGUAGAGGUGGUGUUAGGGUUGGUGGUCGUAGUAAAGAUGAUGGUAGAGGUGGUGUGAGGGUUGGUGGUCAUAGUGAUGAUGAUGGUAGAGGUGGUGUGAGGGUUGGUGGUCAUAGUGAUGAUGAUGGUAGAGGUGGUGUGAGGGUUGGUGGUCAUAGUGAUGAUGAUGGUAGAGGUGGUGUGAGGGUUGGUGGUCUCAGUGAUGAUGAUGGUAGAGGUGGUGUGAGGGUUGGUGGUCAUAGUGAUGAUGAUGGUAGAGGUGAUGUGAGGGUUAGUGGUCGUAGUGAUGAUGAUGGUAGAGGUGGUUUUUGGGUUGGUGGUCUCAGUGAUGAUGAUGUUAGAGGUGAUGUGAGGGUUGGUGGUUGUAGUGAUGAUGAUGUUAGAGGUGAUGUGAGGGUUAGUGGUCGUAGUGAUGAUGAUGGUAGAGGUGGUGUGAGGGUUGGUGGUCAUAGUGGUGGUGAUGGUAGAGGUGGUGUUAGGGUUGGUGGUCGUAGUAAAGAUGAUGGUAGAGGUGGUGUGAGGGUUGGUGGUCAUAGUGAUGAUGAUGGUAGAGGUGAUGUGAGGGUUAGUGGUCGUAGUGAUGAUGAUGGUAGAGGUGGUUUUUGGGUUGGUGGUCUCAGUGAUGAUGAUGUUAGAGGUGAUGUGAGGGUUGGUGGUUGUAGUGAUGAUGAUGGUAAAGGUGGUGUGAGGGUUGGUGGUCUCAGUGAUGAUGAUGAUAGAGGUGGUGUGAGGGUUGGUGGUCAUAGUGAUGAUGAUGGUAGAGGUGGUGUGAGGGUUUGUGGUCGUAGUGAUGAUGAUGGUAGAGGUGGUGUGAGGGUUUGUGGUCGUAGUGAUGAUGAUGGUAGAGGUGGUGUGAGGGUUGGUGGUCUCAGUGAUGAUGAUGGUAGAGGUAAUGUGAGGGUUGGUGGUUGUAGUGAUGAUGAUGGUAAAGGUGGUGUGAGGGUUGGGGCCGUAGUGAUGAUGAUGGUAGAGGUGGUGUGA
This is a messenger RNA of Strongylocentrotus purpuratus (purple sea urchin), 1890 nucleotides long. RefSeq lists its product as uncharacterized. NCBI's taxonomy places the organism in Eukaryota, Metazoa, Echinodermata, Echinoidea, Camarodonta, Strongylocentrotidae. The coding region runs from base 1 to 1890 and encodes 629 amino acids. The transcript has 2 exons. The record is from RefSeq and is a predicted model, not a curated record.